ACUGUGCAGCAUGGCGGACGAUGGAGACAGUUCGAGCGGAUCAGUUGACACAACAGGCGGGCAGGGGGCAGCGGAGGAGGCGAGCGGGCUCAGCUUAGUCGGGAUGCUGCUGAAUAUCAGCAUUUUGGUUGUGGUGGUGGUGGUUUGUGUGGCGGUGUACCGACGGUGGAGCAGGCGGCUCGGUGCCGACGCGGCCCGUGGCGACGAGGCCUCGGCGCUUCCCAAGAUGAGGAGACGGGACUUCACUCUGGAGCAGCUGCGGGAGUACGACGGAGUGCAGAACCCCCGCAUCCUCAUGGCCGUUAACAUGAAAGUUUUCGACGUGACGAGCGGCAAAAAGUUUUACGGCAAAGAUGGUCCGUACGGGAUCUUCGCGGGCCGCGACGCCUCCAGAGGCCUGGCCACCUUCUGCCUGGACAAAGGCUUCCUGAGAGACGAGUACGACGACCUGUCAGACCUCACUGCUGUGCAGAUGGAGAGCGUGAGAGAGUGGGAGAUGCAGUUCAUGGAAAAGUACGACUACGUGGGGAGGUUGCUGAAGCCCGGAGACGAGCCGUCAGAGUACACGGACGAGGAGGACAUCAAGGACCACUUGAAACACGACUGAGCAGAACCAUCACUCCGACCAAAGCCAGAAGCCCCAACAGCUGCAACGGACUGCCCCAGACCUGCUCCUGCCCCGCUCCCUGGACUCCUCCCACCCCGCUGAAUCUGGUGCCGCGGCUGUUCUGGAGCCCCCCCUCCCUCCACCACCAGAACGCGACGGGGAGCCUUUUGCUUUGCUGACUGCCGGCUCGUGCCGAUGCUCGGAUCUGGAGCAAAACCUCCAAUAUUCUGGUCAGGCGUCCAGUGGGGAAACGUGCGGCCGUUGUGGCGUGCAGAGCGCCAGGGGGGAAGUCGUCGGGGCAAAACAUGGUUGGUCUGAGCAGACGGGUGGAUCAGGGUGGGGAAAUAGAUUUUUUAUCUUCAGUUUAGUCACAUUGCAAUCGGCUUCAGACGGCUUAUCAAUCAAUCAUCUCCUUCAAAGAGCGCUGCACCGCGGCGUCACCGGCGGCAGCCGCUGGGCGCCGUCUUCUCCUGUUCGUAGUGGACGCACUACUAGUUUUCUGUUCGUCACCAUGUGAUUGUUGAGUAGCUUAGAGGGCGGGGCGGGAGGCUUUGCUUUUCAUUUUCGGAAGGGUUCGCGGGGGUCAUAAGUCCUCGCCGUGUCAACCCGCUCAGAAUCGGGAACAAACAGCUGAUUGGGAGAACAAAGGGAAGCCGAUAAGGCGGUCCUGAUGAAUCGAAUCAAUGGUUUCCGCGCCUCACAAGCCCGCUGCGAGUCUGUUCAUCCCCUGAACAUGGUCCAAGUAUUUACCGUGCCUUAUUUUGCCGGGAGGGUCCGUGCUGAGCGGAGGGACGGAUGGACGGCGUUGGUUCUGCCCCAGGCUCGGCUCGCCGGCGUGAAGAAAGAAGGCAAAUGUUGUCAGCCCACACGCAGACUGUAACCCCCCCCCUCCUCCAUGUCACAAUCUGUAAAUAAACCCAAUGAAUUACUCAGUGUUACUGCCAUAUUUAUGUAGUGGAUGAACUCCAGAUACAUAUGAUGCUACGUCUUAUUGGCCAAACUUUCCCGCUGUUUUUGUGUGUUUUUCCCCGUUCAGCCCCCCCUCAAUCAAAGGAGUGUUGCAGACGGGGCAGGACCGGGAGCUGCUGUUGCCAGAUUUGUUUGUAGUCAGUGCUUUUUCCUGUAAAUAUAUUAUCAUUUUAUUAAAGCAUGUGCAACCAGAAAGUGAGCCGCUGCAAAGUUCCACCACAUGUAUUUAAAUGUUGGGAGUGUGUGUGUGUGAGUGCGUGUGUGAGUGCAUGUGUGUGUUUGUGACGGGCAGGAAGGGAUUUGUUCAUGCAUAAUAAAUCAGUUUGGUUCAUAA
Oryzias latipes (Japanese medaka) is the source of this 1910-nucleotide messenger RNA. It is a transcript of the gene pgrmc2, whose product is annotated as progesterone receptor membrane component 2. NCBI's taxonomy places the organism in Eukaryota, Metazoa, Chordata, Actinopteri, Beloniformes, Adrianichthyidae. The record is from RefSeq and is marked provisional. Gene Ontology annotation, cellular component: endomembrane system; membrane; endoplasmic reticulum.